UUGUCACUUUACUUUUCGUGGCAUCACAUGGGUCAAUCCCGAAUCCCCACCAUCUCUUUUCUCUAAUCUCACUUCGCACACGGCAAAAAGAAACAGCUCUGCGUAUUAGUUUUAGCAUGUAAAAUUUCAAGCUGUACCCAAUUCGAUUCACAUUACAACGGCUUGAUUUCAUCAUUAUCUUCAAUUUUUCUAUACUUCUUAAGUUCGUACUCGAGUUCCGAGUAAUUCUAUCAAAAAAAUCGUGUUUGGGUAAAGCUUAAUUCGUCAAGAACACUCAUUUUCUUCCACUUUUCUAUCUGGGUUUCGCCCCAAUUGAAGCUCGGUUACAGUCAUGAGUAUGUACGGCAGAGAUCCGUGGGGUGGGCCGUUGGAGAUAAACACGGCUGACUCCGCGACAGACGAUGACCGGAGCAGGAACUUGAACGACUUCGACAGGGCGGCGCUUUCUCGUCCAUUAGACGAAACACAGCAAAGCUGGCUGUUAGGUCCCGGAGAACAGAAGAAGAAGAGGUACGUAGAUCUGGGGUGUAUCAUCAUCAGCCGUAAGAUUUUUAUUUGGACGGUUGGAACGAUUCUAGCAGCUGGUUUCAUCGCCGGAAUAAUUACAGUCAUAGUCAAGAACGUGCCUAGGCACCACAAGCAUCCUCCAGCACCAGAUAAUUACACGAUUGCACUCCACAAAGCUCUCAUGUUCUUCAAUGCCCAAAAAUCUGGAAAGCUUCCGAGGCAUAAUAAUGUUUCAUGGAGGGGUAAUUCGUGUUUAAACGAUGGAAAGUCGGACAAAUCAGGAGCUGUAAUGAAAGAUUUAGUGGGUGGAUAUUAUGAUGCUGGGGAUGCGAUAAAGUUUCAUUUCCCUCAAGCUUGGGCCAUGACUUUGUUGAGUUGGAGUGUGAUUGAAUACAGUGGUAAAUACGAAGCUGUAGGAGAGCUUGCUCAUGUUAGAGAUAUUAUCAAAUGGGGCACUGAUUACUUUCUUAAAACCUUCAAUUCUUCUGCUGAUAGCAUAAGCCAACUCGUGGCUCAGGUUGGAAAUGGUGAUACAUCGGGUGGGACAAGUGAUGCAAACGAUCAAACUUGUUGGAUGCGACCCGAGGACAUUGACUACCCACGACCCGUGACCACAUGUUCUUCAUGCUCUGACCUGGCAGCUGAGAUGGCAGCAGCAUUAGCUUCAGCUUCCAUUGUUUUCAACGACAACAAGAUCUACUCAAAGAAACUUGUCCAUGGUGCUGAAACGCUUUGGAAAUUUGCUAGAGAUCAACGAGGUUUGUAUAGUGGUGGUGGAUCAGAUGCUGCAAGUUAUUAUAAUUCGAGUAUGUAUUGGGAUGAGUUUGUGUGGGGUGGAGCUUGGAUGUAUUAUGCAACGGGGAAUCAGUCGUAUUUGUAUCUUGCUAGUCACCCGACUUUAGCUAAGCAUGCGGGUGCCUUUAUGGGAGGACCGAAUUAUGGUGUUUUUAGUUGGGAUAACAAGCUUCCUGGAGCUCAAGUACUACUGACUCGAUUAAGAUUAUUUUUAAGUCCUGGGUACCCAUAUGAACAAACACUGAAGACGUUUCAUAACCAAACAAGCAUAAUCAUGUGUUCAUACUUGCCAUACUUCACUAGUUUUAACCGAACAAGAGGAGGGAUGAUACAAUUGAAUCAUGGAAAAACACAGCCUCUUCAGUAUGUUGCUAAUGCAGCCUUUUUAGCAACCCUUUUUAGUGACUAUCUUGAUGCUGCAGACACUCCUGGUUGGUAUUGUGGACCGAAUUUCUACUCAACUGAUGUGCUAAGGAAAUUUGCUGAGACUCAGAUCGACUAUAUCCUUGGAAAGAACCCGAGAAAAAUGAGUUAUGUUGUGGGAUUUGGCAAUCACUACCCAAAACACGUACACCACAGAGGCGCAUCAAUUCCCAAAAACAAGAUCAAGUACAGCUGUAAAGGCGGAUAUAAAUGGAGAAACUCAAAAAAACCAAAUCCCAAUAUCAUAUUUGGAGCCAUGGUUGCAGGGCCAGAUAGACAUGAUGGAUUCCAUGAUGUGCGAAUGAAUUACAAUUACACAGAGCCAACACUCGCUGGAAAUGCUGGUUUGGUGGCGGCACUGGUGGCUCUCUCUGGCGGUAGAACAGUUAAAGUUGAUAAAAACACUAUUUUCUCGGCGGUGCCGCCUAUGUUUCCCACUCCACCACCACCACCAGCUCCAUGGAAGCCAUGAACAUAAAUGGUUGUUUUUUUGGAUUGUAAUCGUCAGAAUGGCUAAUUACUAAUUAAUGGACUUUCUUUUUUUAGAAAGAGUAUUUUGAUUGUAUGUAGUUUGAACUUUGAAUUGUUUCUAGUGUAUGUAAAUUAAAGUAAGUAAUCUUUUGUAGUAUGUGAAACAAUGAUAACUCGGUGACACUAACAAUUGGUUUGUUAAUG
This is a messenger RNA of Lactuca virosa, 2400 nucleotides long. The record is from the annotation of a GenBank genome assembly. Lineage: Eukaryota; Viridiplantae; Streptophyta; Magnoliopsida; Asterales; Asteraceae.